Momordica charantia (bitter melon) is the source of this 949-nucleotide messenger RNA. RefSeq names its product large ribosomal subunit protein eL20z. Lineage: Eukaryota; Viridiplantae; Streptophyta; Magnoliopsida; Cucurbitales; Cucurbitaceae. The record is from RefSeq and is a predicted model, not a curated record.
AAACCGGAAACCGCCGUCUACUUUAUAUAGCCGGAAACAACCACUCUCUUUCCGCCAUUGCUCCCUCCCUCGCUCCAAAAUUUUCCGGCGAAAUCGCAGAAGAAGGUGAAAGAAGCGACGACGGGACCCUCGCCGUCGCCGUGAUAUUCAACAGACCGUAUUUGAUUCUGGUUUUCUCUUCUUCUGCAAAAGAAUUAUGAGUGGCGACGGGAAAAACAGCGCGGUAUUGGGCGAUCCACAGAGUCAAUACCAUUACGGUACGUUUCAGGGUGUCGCAAACUAUUAUCCUUCUGCCUCACAGCCGCAGCCGCAGCCGCAACCCCAUUCUGUCGUUGGUUUCCCUCAACCGGUUGCGCCGCCCCGAGUUUCUGGCCCUCACCCAUAUUACCAUGGACAUCUGGGUUACCAAGCCGUCCCGGUUCAAGGUUAUGCUAUUAUUGAGGGAAGACCUUAUCAAGAAGCCCGUCUUCCUUGCUGUGGCAUUGGCAUGGGCUGGUUCUUGUUUGUAAUUGGGUUCUUUCUUGGUGGCAUUCCUUGGUAUGUUGGAGCUUUUAUCGUACUCUUUGUACGAGUGGAUUACCGAGAAAAGCCUGGAUAUGUAGCAUGCGUAAUCGCUUCAGUCCUUGCCCUCGUUGCUAUAACUUUUGGUGUCACCAAGGGAGCUGAGUCGUGGUAAAGGAGGCAUCAGCGGAGCAGACUGGUCUGACUGUUCCAGCCUUGUCGCCCCUUGCUUCGACGAAAACAACUUGGUGGUAUCGUAUUGUGUAAUUAGCUUUGCAAUUGUAUUCAUUCAAUCUCUAUCUAUAAACUUCUUGGUUUCCUUUACCAUAUACUGCAGUCUUCCUGACUUGCCAAAUAUGAUAUGCAUAAUAGAUUGAAGUAGUAGAUAUUGACAACUUUAUUGGAAGGUAUUCAUUCAAAUGUUUUUGUGAUGAUAUAGUUACACUUA